AUGUCGCGCUGCUCGUUCAGCUUCCUCAGCAGCUCCUCCGACGUGGUGCCCGACGACAGCGAGUACGAGUGGUCGGGAGGGCCGCCCUCCACCGGGCCCUCCUCCCCCGCCGCCGCCGCCGCCCUCCACCUGCACCGUCAGGUCGAUGGGCUUGACGUCCUCGCCCGCGCCCCCUGCCGGGGCCUCGCCGGGGGCCGCGGGGCCCUGCGCGGCGGCGGCGGCGGCGGCGGCGGGGCGGGGGCGGCGGGCGGCCCGCUGCGCCUUGCGCUCGUUCACCCCGCGCAGCGGGAAGAUGGUGGGGACCCGCACCAGGCUGAGUCUCGCUCGGGGAAGGAGAACAGCUCUGGCAGAAGCACCUUGUCAAAGCAGAGACCGACUGUGUUGCCUGAGCUUGACCAGGACACACCCCGGAAUAUGCUCAUGAGGAUCAUCCAGACCCAACCAGAGGUUUCACCUUUGGCACCUCUGGUGUUUCAAAAUGAAGAAAAAGAAGAAGCUGCAUCAGAACUCCCAUCUAAGAGGAUUCUCAGCAUGGGGGAAAUGCAGCUGUCAGAGCUUGUUCCUGAGAACACAUCCAUUGCCAGGUUCCAUAUGACUAGGAAGAGAAAGAAACUCAGUGUUUCUGAGUUUGAGAGAGCAGCAGACAGAAGACUUCCCCAGCAACAAGCCCAGCCAGCGUUGGACAGCACUGUCUUGGCUCGAUCCCUUCGUGUGUCUGUUGGUUCCUUGAUGCCACCAGACACUGUGGAAAAGAGGGGCUUACUCCGGAGGCCGAAAAACCGCAGAGCUAUUGAUGUGGAAGCUUUUGAAGGGGGAGUGGAGCAGAACAUGCUGAAGAGAAAAGCACAGGACUAUCUUGUGGACUCGGAAGCAGCCUCUGGGAUGCAAACAGCCAUGCUGACAAAUGAUGCAGAGGUGGUGCUGGAUAGCACAGAGCUCUUUGCUCAGCCUCAGGUUGAAGAACCCAACCAAAACCAACUUUCUGCUCCUCAACCACAGCUAUUGGAUUCCAAAACUUUGGAACAGAGAAGCAAGAUUUCGGAUGCAGCUCAAAAGGCAACAGGGCUGGUGGGCCUGGUAUCCAGGGCAGGCACCAAUGAGGAAGGGACCCAAAGACAUUCGGAGGAGUUGAUCCUUGAGCAUGGUGGUAGAGUGACUGUUGUAUCUCCGAAAACACCUGCAAACCAGAGAGAAGAUCAGCAAGAUCAUUCCCAGGAGGAUAACCCGGUGGAACAGCUUUCUGGCUCAGAAGAGGAGGUGGAUGGCACUGUUAACAGAUGGAGCUCCUCUGUGCCACCCAGAAGGUCCAGUAAAUAUUUGAGAUCCCCAUUCCCUCUAAAGCCUGAGAGAUCUUUCAGCAUGUCUUUGAGAGAAGUGGUGUCCCGUAUCAUUGAAGACCUAGAUGUAAGCGAGACAGAAGAAGAGAUGCCUAAUGCAGUGAAGGAAUUGGAGCAGGAAGAGAUUUGCAGCCGGGCUGCAGAGCAUCGUGCAAAUGCUGGAUAUUCUGAACAUUUGGAGAAGAAACUGACCAAAAAAGCAGUAUCAGGGAGAAGUGUGGAACAAGUGGACAGAGUUGAAACAGAAAUGGCUCCAGAGGAAGAAGAGGGGAUAGCAGAAGGCAGUGUGGAUCACCCAGACUCUCCUGACGCUGAACGUCAGCGUGACAGUGUUGGAGCUGGAAGUCUGGGCAGGCAUUUUCAUGCAGUUUCCUCCUCUGAGAAGUCUGGGAUGGAGCCAUUAAAGGAAGAUGCUGAACACGCAGAUGAACUAGAGCACCAGCCUAUCAUGGUUGAAUUGGAUGACCUGCAAGAUCCUACUGAGGAUGAAUCUGAAGACCCUGCAAGUGAAGAUGUUUCCAUGAAGACACCCACGUUUGUCCGUGCUGCAGCCUCCAAGGUACCAAUGUCAACUCCACGGCCUGCAAAACCUCCUACUCCCAAGCUGUCCACUCCACAUCCUGGCAAACCUGCUGCUUCCAAGCCUCUUCCCCUCCGGGCUAAGCCAGUUCCACAGAGGAAAAGAAGUGAGCCUGGAAUAGCAAGGAGUUUGAUAAAGAAGAUAUUUAGCCACUAUGUGAAAAUGCCAGUGUCCAGAGAAGCUUUCAAAAUUGUUGAAAAAUGCUGUGAGAGAUACUUCAAGCAACUAAGUGAUGAUUUGGAAGCUUAUGCCAAGCAUGCAGGGAGGAAGACAGUGGAGAUGGCUGACCUGGAAGUCCUCAUGAGAAGACAAAAGCUGGUGACAGACCAGAUGCCACUGCACGUGCUGAUAGAACGUUUCCUCCCUCUGGAGUACAGGAAGCUCCUGAUUCCAAUGGCUGUGAGUGGAAACAAAUUGAUCCCUGGCAAAUGAAGGUGGCUGUGGUGGGCAGGGAGGUGGGUGGCUCCAGGAACCUGGCUCAGGCUCUUCCUGUGCCCCCCGGGACUGCUCCAGCAGUGAGAGUUGAUGUCCUCUUGGACUGGGGCAGGCUGUGCUGUGGCUCUCACACCAGCCUCCUGCAUCUCACCAGCCAUUGUUGUAAAGUAGUAUCUUGAAUUUAUGUUACAUUUGAAUACUUGUACAGCUCAGAGAAAUAAACUGUUCUGUGGUUCUGCA
Apus apus (common swift) is the source of this 2592-nucleotide messenger RNA. It is a transcript of the gene CENPT, whose product is annotated as centromere protein T. Gene Ontology annotation, molecular function: DNA binding; protein heterodimerization activity. Gene Ontology annotation, cellular component: kinetochore. The record is from RefSeq and is a predicted model, not a curated record. Bases 1 to 2349 code for a protein of 782 amino acids. Lineage: Eukaryota; Metazoa; Chordata; Aves; Apodiformes; Apodidae. Gene Ontology annotation, biological process: kinetochore assembly; mitotic cell cycle; chromosome segregation. The transcript has 15 exons.